Messenger RNA from Ictalurus punctatus (channel catfish), 3367 nucleotides. It is a transcript of the gene sort1a, whose product is annotated as sortilin 1a. Gene Ontology annotation, biological process: Golgi to endosome transport; vesicle organization; endocytosis. Gene Ontology annotation, molecular function: protein binding. The transcript is spliced from 21 exons. The coding region runs from base 146 to 2593 and encodes 815 amino acids. The record is from RefSeq and is a predicted model, not a curated record. Gene Ontology annotation, cellular component: membrane; Golgi apparatus. NCBI's taxonomy places the organism in Eukaryota, Metazoa, Chordata, Actinopteri, Siluriformes, Ictaluridae.
AAGUGCACGAGACCGCUACGGCUCGCGACACAGCAGAUAUGUAACCGUUAUACAGCGGCGGUGUCAACGCGAAGUGAUGCUCGACGGCUUUUACAACUUUUCACAACUUUUAAACACACACUUGAAAUAAAUACUAGAGUUUUUAAUGCUGUUUGGAGUAAAUAUGAGAGCUGUGUGCUGGCCUGUUGUAGUUUUAUUUGUUUUAGCGGCGCUGUGUGUGGAUUUUGAGCACGCAUUGAGUCUCAGCCGGAGAGAAAACACGGCGCUUUUAAACCAAUGGAAAACCGGUUUUAACGAUUUAGUUGAGGGGAAAGUGAAAAGGAGCGAGGAGUCGGUGAGGGAGUCGUGUCGUUCCCUGCAGGACUAUGAAGCCAGGCUGCAGGAGGACACACACACUCGAGUCUUUAAUGACGUGUCCGGCUCGGUGUCUCUGGCCUGGGUGGGAGAUGGAACGGGGGUGUUGCUGGUCCUCACUACGUAUCAGGUUCCGUUGUUCAUGUUCCGCUUUAGCGAGCCCAAACUCUACAGGAGUGAAGACCAUGGGAAGUCCUUCCAGGACGUCACGUAUCUCCUGAACAACACCUUCGUCAUGACACACUUCGGCAUUGCCAUCGGCCCGGACAACUCCGGAAAGGUGAUCCUCACAGGUUAUGUGUCUGAGGGACACGGCUCGAGAAUUUUACGCUCGCUGGAUUUCGGAAAGAGUUUCACCCCAUCCAACCUGCCCUUCCAAGUGCUGACGCAGAUCACCUACAACCCGGAGAACAACAGCGUACUCGCUGUUAUUAGCACAGUGUAUGACCUGUGGCUCUCUAAGGACUUUGGGCUCCACUGGAAGAGGAUUCACUAUACAGUGUGUCUGGUGAAAUGGGGGACUGCUGACACUCUGUUUUUCACCACCAACCCAAACGGCUCCUGUAGUGAAAGGGGUGCGCUGGAGUUGAGGAAAACCUCAGAUUUCGGCCGGAGCUUUAAGACUAUCGGGAGCAGGAUUUACUCGUUUGGUCUGGGCGGCCGUUUUCUCUUCGCUUCAAUCAUGGCUGCCACGAGUUCGAUGCGCAUGAUUCAUGUGUCUGUGGAUCAGGGUGACGUUUGGGACAUGGCCCAGUUGCCGGACGUGGGACACGAACAGUUUUACUCCAUACUGUCUGCCAACGACGACAUGGUUUUCAUGCAUGUGGAUGAACCUGGUGACUCAGGGAUGGGCACGAUCUACGUGUCUGAUUACCGAGGCAUCGUCUUCUCCAAGUCCCUCGAGCGCCAUCUUUACACGUCCACAGGCGGCGAGACUGACUUCACUGUCGUCAGCUCGCUCAGGGGCGUCUACAUGACCAGCAUGCUGGCUCACGAUGGUUCUGUUCAGUCCGUGGUAACGUUCAAUCAGGGAGGAAAUUGGAUGCCUCUGAAGAAACCUUGGAACGCAGAGUGCGACUCCACUGCAAAGGAUCCGGUCAUGUGCAGUCUCCAUAUUCACGCCUCCUACAGCACAUCGAUGAGGCUCACCGUGCCAAUGCUGCCGCUGACCGAACCUAGCGCUGUUGGUCUCAUCCUUGCUCAUGGCAGCGUGGGGGACGCCGUGUCCAUCAUGUCUCCUGACGUUUACGUGUCUGGUGACGGCGGGUACACGUGGGCGCGAGCGCUCAAAGGACCGCACCAUUAUGCCAUCCUGGACUCUGGAGGACUGCUGGUGGCCGUGGAACACAAUCCCGUCCAGCCCAUCUCGCAGAUCAAGUUCUCGACGGACGAGGGCCAGUGUUGGCAUGUAUAUAACUUCACAGACACGCCACUGUACUUCACGGGUUUGGCCUCGGAGCCUGGAGCUCAGUCCAUGACCCUCAGCCUGUGGGGUUUCAGACAACCGGUGUUCAGCCAACACUUAGUGUCCAUGACUAUAGACUUCCACCAGCUGCUCUCCAGAAACUGCGGGGAGGAGGAUUACGUGCAGUGGCUCGCCCAUUCCGAUAACACUGGCAACCCGAACGAUGGUUGUGUGCUGGGAUAUAAAGAAACGUACUUACGGCUACGCAAAGACUCGGCAUGCCGAAACGGGAGGGAUUUCGUCAUCACCAAGCAGCCCACGCCGUGUCCCUGCACUCUGGACGACUUCCAGUGUGAUUUUGGCUACUACCGUGCCGUGAACAGCUCCGAGUGUGUGGAACAGCCGGAGCUGCAGGGCCACUCGCUCGAGUUCUGUCUGCAUGGCCGUAAAGAGCAGCUUCAGACUAGCGGUUACAGGAAGAUCCCAGGAGACCGGUGUGAGGGAGGCACGCAGCCGGAGAGGAAACUGAUCGACCUGAGCAAGAAGUGUGUCAGUAACCUGCUUAGUCCAGAGCUUCUGUCAGAGUCUCAGUCAGGAAGCUUGGCUCCUGUAGUGUCCGUCAUCAUCCUGGUUCUGCUCGUCUGUGCCGUGGCUGGGGUCCUACUCGUCAAGAAGUACGUGUGUGGAGGAAGGUUCCUGGUGCACCGUUAUUCAGAGAUGCAGAGGCAUGUGGAGGCUAAUGCCAUUGAAGGUGUGGACGACGUGGAUGCUCCAGAGGAAGACAAGACUCAUUACAAUGAGGACUCAGAUGAGGACCUUCUGGCUGGAAAUUGAGGCAGGAAUUUCUCAGGUAGUGUCCUAAAGCUUACUAGUAAACGUUAAACCCCGUGUGGGGAUAGUGACAGCCCGGACCAGUUUACUGAAGGAUGAGGAAACGAAAGUGUAGACUUUUUUUCAAAUUAAUUGGUUCCAGCCACUGGACAGGAGGCAGUUGGAGGAUUUUUGUGACGAUGGUUUUCUUUUUGGACGCCUCUUUAUUUUCCUCUUUGUGUGUUUCUUCUUCGGCAGACUACUUCACUGGUUGUAGUUUGACGUUUGUUUUCUAGCAAGUCUGAUUUUUGAGAAAUUUUCAUUCCUUUAAGACUUAAGGAUUGUAAUGGUUAUGGUGUAGGGUUUCACUUUACUGCAAAUAUUAGUAAUAACAUGAGAUCACAGAGCUUAAAGGACUAGUUCAACCUAACUUGUGGUUACAACAAAUACAAAUUUCUAAAUGUUUCCCUGUACUGAGAAAAGAACUCAAAGUUUCAGCGUAAAGGUGUAAAGAUUAAAUAAAUAUAAAGAACGUAGUUCUGGUCGCAUUACGUCUUCCUGUAUCCAUGUGGCAUGAGACUCUCAGAACUAACUCUGAUCGUAUUCUAAUUCUUCCUUCUCUUAAAGGACUGAAUAAUUCCUGACUAAACCUUUAUUGACGCACCAGCAACUGCCCUUAGACUUCCAUUUAUAAGUGAGUUUGGCAUAAACAAGCUUUCUGUUACUUUCUCGGUGCAGGGGUGGGGGAUUCAGUGAAAAACCCUGAAUUAUUUUGUUAAAUGCAAACUGUUAUAGGGA